Molecule: messenger RNA, 2888 nt
Organism: Pieris brassicae (large cabbage white)
Lineage: Eukaryota; Metazoa; Arthropoda; Insecta; Lepidoptera; Pieridae
Product: thioredoxin, mitochondrial
Exons: 4
Coding region: 360-791 (143 amino acids)
Biological process (GO): cell redox homeostasis
Cellular component (GO): mitochondrion
Source: RefSeq, a predicted model, not a curated record
AACAAUCGUUGAAUAUGUAUUAUUUUGGCAUGGGUGUAUAUUUCCUUUCUAUCACUUGGCUUGUAUCUUUAUUUUUAUGCUGGGUGUCUGUACGAACGGGUCAUUACAUUGGUAAAAUUGCUAUAGUAAUUGCGAUUAUCGUAACACUUACCUUAGUUUCAUUGCCUAGGGGAAAUGAGUCAUCAUCUGGCAAUUUUUACGACAAAUCCUAUAUUCCUCGUCUUGCAAUUUUAUUAUUAUUACUGGUUAGCGUUAUUAGUGCAUCAGUGUUCUGUUUUAUCCAUGUAUGUCUUACGCCUGUGAGAACGCGAAUGAUCAAAAAGUUUGGUACUGUUAAUUAGGUUUUAGCAGUUUUGAGAAUGUGUAGUGCCUUGUGUCAUGGGCUUAAGUCCCCAGCAAGGAGGCUGGCUAUUUUGAAAGUUAAAAACAUAUCAACAUCAAUAGUGCACAAUGAAACUAUAUUAGUAAAAAAUAAUGAUGAAUUUGUUAAUAAGGUAAUCAAUAAUGACAAGGCGGUGAUAGUAAAUUUUCAUGCAGAGUGGUGCGAGCCAUGUAAAAUACUUACACCAAAGUUGAAGGAGCUUAUUGAACCGCAUAAUAACCUUGACUUAGCCAUUGUUGAUGUUGAGGAAAAUGCUGAUCUUGUACAUACAUUUGAGGUAAAAGCAGUACCCGCCGUGAUAGCAAUAAGAAAUGGGCUAGUCGUAGAUAAAUUUAUUGGCCUAGUAGACACGGAUAUGAUUAAUAAUCUCAUAGAUCGGAUGGCCGGAAAGAAAAAGGGUGACGCGUAAAGGAUAUAUAAAUAGUUAAUUAUACGCAAAUAAAUAUCGGGAAAUAUACAUAAAUUGUAUAUAUGACAGGGCUUGCCUAGGGUAGUUAAAAAAAAUAAAUAAAAUCUAUGGUAGAAAACUAAAUAAUUGUUACUAUUUUUAAAUGGCAAUCCUCGAAUCGUAAAUACGUAAGUUGUACACAAAUAUAUUUAAAAUUUUAUUUACAUAAAUCGUAGAAAAUUUAUUAACUUAAUUAGUUUUAAAACCAUGUUUUAUUUAUAAUUUAGUAACAAUCAUUAUUUAGGGACGACUGUUUAAUAUUUUUUUUAAUCUUUGACAUCUAACAAUUGAAAAUGUUAGAACAAAAUGUAAAUUUGAAUACAGAUUAAGUGUUUUUUUAAUAUUAAAAUUGAAUUUUACAAGUACUAUACCGUCUUUGAAGUAUACAAUGUGACACAAUAACGUUUAUUAUAAUUGACAUUUGACGUAUUUGUCAUAUGUCAGUUUCCCUGAUGUAAAAAUAGCUCUAGUAGAAAUAGACAAGUUUAUUAUGUAAACAUAUUUCAAUUAAAAAAUAAACAUUGUAAAGGGGUUGUUCACUAACCACUUCCCUGUCAAAAUCGUUUUUGACAUUUGGAUGAACAUUUAGCGCGACUGUUUCUAAGAGAAGAAAUUUAUGUACACUAUCAAUCUAUUAAGGAUGUAAAUGGAUAUUUAGUUGAUAUUAUGUUUUUAAUACUUAACGGAAGUCGCAUUAUGUGACAAAUUUUCGUAUAAAUCCGCUAUGUUGUCGUUGAAAGUUUUAUUAUAUAUAAUUUUUGUGUUUAUAAAUCUUAUCAAAUGAUAAUAAAUAUAAAACACGAAAUAUUUCAUGACACCCCCAUUAUUGGAUGACCCCUAACAUUUAACAUUGACUAGUCACUCAAAUAGUUCAAAUCUCAAAACCUAAAUAUAAAGUAUACGUAGAUUAGUUAUUGAAUGUUGUGAAUUUUUGACUUAGUAUUGGUAUUAGUCCAAGUUCCUGAGCUUAUUUACGAUCUUAGUAAUUAGGUCCAACGCAGACAUUAGGCAAAUAAUUUUUGAACGUCAUUUCUUAGGAGUAGUGAUUGAAAUUCUGAUGUAUAUAAUACUAGAGUUGCCACCUUAUUUUUACAAUUAAAGUACAAUUGUUAUAAUACACAAGAAUAAAUAGAUAUUAAUCAAAGUAUAUAACGAGUAGUGGCGACUGGCAACAUCGAUUCAGCGCCAUACGAAAAAUUACGUGUAACGAAAAAAUAUUUACGACUAAGGAAUCAUGCGAAAUAAAGUAUUUUCGUAUACUUUAUUGUUCUCAAAAAGUAAAACGACUACCAGAAAUAAUAUACAAUAUAUAAUAAUACACGAUAAACAAUACUAUAGAACGAGACGCAUUAAAAGAAAAUGUAAUUAAAAAUAAAACUGUUUGGCAUAGCUUUUGUUUCUAAGUAGAUUUUAGACGCGAGUUUCAUAUUUGUAAUGUUUCAACUAACGCCUCCAUAGUCUAUUGUUAGUCAAUGAAUUUAAUGAAAUUCUAUAUUAUGUAGCAAAAUUGUAUCACAACAAUUCAAGUUUUAUCCUUUCCUAGUAAUGACUUCGUAAAAUAAAUAAUAAUCAACAUGUGUGUAGGUUUAAAUAUCUACUGGGUCCAUAUAGACUUUGUCUUAUGAAUACGUGCUUUUUAUAUCUGUAGGUAAACCAAAUUUCGAUUAUAAUAUGUAUUUUUUCUGUCUAUAACCAAAUAUGUAUACGAAAUAGAGGCCUACGUUUACUACUGAAUGUUCUUGGUCCUCAUGAAUGGAAGUUUGUUCUGAAUGAAUUAGGCAGAGUUCUUACAGGCCUCGUAAUAUAAUAGUGACUCAAAUCGUACAUACUAAAUAUUUCUGGGCUGCUCUGAUUCUCAAAUCUAAGUAGGUUUUCCUGUACAAAACUAUUGAAUAAUUAUUCAGAUGUUUUAAUUAUAUUAGUGUUUAUAAAUAAUGUGAACCUACUUUUUCUAAGUAGGCAAAUUAGUUUUUCUAUAACGGCCAAGAACCCAAACGUCCGCUAAUCAUAUAUUGAAUUUUCUUCUAAAUCUUUAAUAAAAUAUAUUUUCUUGGGAAA